AGACACAGAGGAAGAAGGGAGCAGAACACAAGGUGUGGAGCCACAAGAAAGCUAAGAGCAAAGCCGACCGGCCUCCCUUCCUCUUCCCUCUCUUCCCUGCUUCUUCUCCCUUGUAUCUAUGUUUCGUUACUGGUUAGUCGACGACGGGAUAACCAUAGUAGCCAUCGAAGACGGGAUGAAGCCGCUGUUGGAGAGAGGAAGGGAUGAUAAUGAUAAAGCUGUGCUCCUGGGUCUCGGGGUCACUCUCGCUGUCCCACUCGCCGGCUACCUCGUCUUUUGCUUCACUCGCCGGAAUUCUAUCUCUACAUUGGCAGGCUAUGGAUCAAGAACUGGAUCUAAAACUGCAGUUGUUUCUACCAUCAUAUCUGGCAGGGGACUCGAUGAUGAGCUCUGCCUAUUACAGCAGGAGCAGGAAGGAAAAGCCCUCGCAAAUGUCAUCCACAGCAUUUCCAGAAAUCUCUGCACCACGACAACGUCCGCUGUCACCUCCGAUGUGAUCACCGAGCAGUCUUCAGGCGUCAAGAGUCUGGAAGAUGGAGAUGUGACUAGUUCACAGGAGAUCGAUCAGCCAUCGGUUCCGGAACUGGAGGAAGAGUUUGUGCAUCUUACUAACUUGGUACGGCGUCUUUGGAAGAAGGAGAGGAACAAUGAGAUCCAAUUGCUCGAGUACCGUGGACUAGAGGAGCGAGAAACCACCGUUGGAGAGCUCAAAAACUGGUUGCAGAUAUGCUCGACGGCAGCUAAGUCUUUAUCUGUGAAGCUCGAGUUCUUGCAGCUCGAGAGCCAGAGGCUCAAAGUUGUGGCAUCACCGAGCUCGGGAACCAUGCGAGAGCUUCGAUCUGCCAAGCUGAAGAUUAAACAUCUCAAGAAGAGAUUGCGAUCUUGCCGGGCGCAGGCGGGGAAGCAGAUGAAUUCCCUCCAACACAGGAUCGCCAUGCUGCAAAAUAAGGUGGACCAAGAUGAGCAAAUCGAUGCUGAUGUCCAGAUCAAACUGCAGAGGCUGGAGGAUUUAGAAGACGAGGCUGAAUCUGCACCAGUCUCUCAGGCAGAAGGCUUCGAGGAAGUCAAAAUCUUGAGAGAAUCAAAACACAAGCUGGAGAAGAGAAUAGAGCAGCUUCAGACAGAUCACCAUGCGGAAGUGGAGGAACUGGUGCUUCUCAGGUGGCUCAACUCCAGACUAAUCUAUGAGCUAGCUUAUAAUCAACUCCCUCCAGGGAAGCCGGCGGAGAAAGAUCCAAGAAAUUGUCGGCGUCCAAAACAUGAUGCAGAAGACAGACGUUCUUCGACAUCCGAUGUCAUUCUCUCCUCCUGUAAACCAAAAUUAUUCCUUGGCAAGCUUAAGAAGCUGGUGAGGAGACGAAGCAGCCAGAGCAACAGUGACAUUUCCGAAAGCUGCAUCACCUUUGAGACAAGGGCAGCUGCUUCAACAUGUUCUGGCGAUCCCACUUCUUCUUGCUUAGCCAAUCAUUUGACGCUGACAAGAGCUAAACCAGAUGACACUGAGAGAUGGCAGAACAACUCUGCAUGA
Musa acuminata subsp. malaccensis (wild Malaysian banana) is the source of this 1528-nucleotide messenger RNA. Its product is annotated as protein CHUP1, chloroplastic. Gene Ontology annotation, biological process: chloroplast organization. Lineage: Eukaryota; Viridiplantae; Streptophyta; Magnoliopsida; Zingiberales; Musaceae. The record is from RefSeq and is a predicted model, not a curated record. Gene Ontology annotation, cellular component: chloroplast outer membrane.